Messenger RNA from Rana temporaria (common frog), 4865 nucleotides. It is a transcript of the gene TBC1D32, whose product is annotated as TBC1 domain family member 32. The coding region runs from base 182 to 4060 and encodes 1292 amino acids. NCBI's taxonomy places the organism in Eukaryota, Metazoa, Chordata, Amphibia, Anura, Ranidae. The record is from RefSeq and is a predicted model, not a curated record. Gene Ontology annotation, biological process: non-motile cilium assembly. The transcript has 34 exons.
CAUCAGCCAGCCAAUAGGAGGUGUCGGAAGUUUCUAGGAGCCUGGGAAGGCUUUAUAAGGAUUGGCUGGGCUGGGAAUCUCCCUCUUUCCCUUUGGCAGCAGCAGCUGUGGAACUUGGACUUCUCUGGUCUAGCUGCCCUUCUCUUUAAGGGGCUUUUGGGAAAAUUUUCAGCUGCGUACAAUGGCCACUCUUUCAGUUGAUGAUGAAAUCUCGCUCCAGACAAUGGUCAGACAGCUGCUUCAGAGUGUGAAAGAAAAACUGGCCACUGCACCGUCUGCUGAAUGCGCUGAGGAGAUCUUGCUGCACCUGGAGGAGACGGAUGAGCAUUUUCACAACUAUGAACUGGUGAAGUACCUGAGACAUUACAUCAAGAGCUCUCUAGGAUCCGUAAUAGAAGAUGAGACGGAGAGGUGCACCUUUGCACAAAGUCAAGGAGAGGGAUCGGGCUACGACACGCUCGUACAACGUGUUACCAGGCGGACACGUGAAUCCAAGGAAUACACAGAGAUGAUGCUCUCACUUAAGAAUGUUAUGAUGGCAGUUGUAGAGACAUUGGUCAAUAAAUUUGAAGAGGACCAAGCCAAAAACCGAGAAAUGCAGAAAAGGGCACUACAUGAACAGUCCAGCUGUAGAUACACUGAUAAUUGUUCCGACAGUGAUUCGUCUUUCAAUCAGAGUUACACAUUUAUGAACCAGGAACAACUGCAGCUUAUUGCUGAACAGUUAGAUCCAAGUCAGCCUGAGGAGGUGCGGAAAGAAGCCAUGCAAACCUUAUGCUCUGCUCCUCCUUCUGAUGUUCUGAACUGUGAAUCCUGGAGCGUCCUGCAUAAAAACCUCACUUUAUCACUGGCGGAUCCUGACUCCACAUUUACUGAAAGGAUUCUACGUUUUUAUGCCAAAACAUUUUCUUCAUCACCCCUGAAUAUGGCAAGAGAAGUCUAUACAAGUUUAGCCAAACAUUUGGAAUUGUCAUUUGUUUCUAGAGAAAGCCGCAAAUCAAUAUUAAUAACUGGAAUAGAUAUUAACAACCCUGAAGUAGUGCGUACUUUAAAAAAGAUUCGACUGUUAAAUGACUACCAAAAGGAGGUUCCAUCUUUUUGGAUUCGACAUCCAGAAAAGUACAUGGAAGAGAUUGUAGAGAGCACAUUAUCCCUAUUAACUGUAACUCAGGAUUCAAGUUCUCAAAUGCUAUUGGAACCCGUCUUUUACUUGUCUGUGAUUGAUACAAAGGCUGUGUGGUUCAAGAAAUGGAUGCAUUCCCAUUAUAGCAGAACUGUGGUUUUAAGACUUCUGGAAAAAAAGUACAAAUCAUUGAUUAUUGCAGCUAUUGAGCAGUGUUUCUAUUAUUAUGAAUCAUCACAGUCAGGAGUCGAUGAAAACACUAAAACAACAGCGUCCUCGCAGCCGCAUCCUGGCACUAAACAGAAGACAUUCUACUCCAGAAAGGAAUUACAUUAUUUAUACUUUGUUCAUUCACUUAGCCUGCUCGGAAGAUUGUUGAUAUAUAAGCAUGGCAGGAACCUGUUUCCUAUAAAAUUGAAGAACCGAAAAGAAGCAGUGCCACUGUCUGACUUGGUAGUGCUGUUUACCCAUAUUAUGUUAUAUUGCCCAAACCGACAAAAGAAGGCUGCUGGAGCAUAUGCAGGCAAUUAUGCUCCUGCAAGCUUGGCUAUGGAAGUCCUCAGAAUGCUUUGUGACCGCAAAGAAUGUGCCAGUGAAUGUUUGUACACUGGGGUUAUUAUAGACAGCCUCCUUUCACCAAUACAAAAAUUAUUGAAAGGAAAAAAGGUUCAUGUUAACUGUGAUGAAACCACUCUUACAUUUAUUGCUGAUGUUUUAGCAAGAAUUGCUUCAAAUGAAGCAGGCCUUUCGCUUCUGCUCUAUGGUGAAAAGGAGUACACCAAAAACAGUACCAUGGGUGCCCAUGUGAUCGCCCAGUUUUCCAUGAAACUUCUCAGUGAAGAAAUUACUGCCUUAUCUGAGUCAGACAUGCUGCCUGUAGUGAAAGGUUCCUUCAUAUUCGUGUGUCGCCAAAUGUACCAUACAUGUGAAGGACUUCAAGUGCUGGAACCUUAUCAGUUGCAUGAAUGCAUUGCUGCGGCUUGGAAAAAGACGGUUUUGAUGUCUGAAAGAACCCCAACGCCUGUUGCUGGAUCUGCUUCUCUUUCAUCUGGGAGCCAGGAUUCACAGGGGACGAUGGUGUGGGAGGAAUCUUUACUGGACAGCUUGUUAAACUUUGCUGCUACACCCAGGGGACUUCUGUUUCUUCAACAAACUGGAGCCAUCAAUGAAUGUGUAACUUACAUGUUUGGUCGAUUUACAAAAAAGCUUCAGGUUAGCAGAUGUGAAAAAUUUGGAUACGGAGUUAUGGUGACACAGGUAGCAGGGACAGCCGCUGGUGCAGUUGCCCUGCAGAAGUCAGGCUUUAUCCAGGCUUUUGUCUCUGACUUGUGGUCUGCUCUUGAAUGUGGAAGAGAUGAUGUCAGGGUCACUCACCCAAAACCCACCCCUGUAGAUCCCAUAGACAGGAGCUGUCAAAAGUCCUUUCUAGCAAUGGUGAAUUUGUCUUCAUACCCUGCUGUUUAUGAGCUGCUAGGAAAGCAAGUCUUGCCUUCGAAGAAUGAAUACUCUCUCCGUGAAGUUCCCUCCUGCUUUGUUGAUAUAUUUGACCGGCUUGUUAUUGUGGAUUCAGUUGCUAAAAUUAACUCAUUAUUUAACUAUGAGCAGUCCCACAUUUUUGGAUUGAGAUUGCUGAAUGUGUUAUGCUGUAAUCUAGACACCUUAUUACUUCUUGAGUCACAGUACAAAGUGUGUGAAAUGCUUUUAAAUGCCCAGAAAGAAAAUAUUCCAGAUUCCUCACAAGCUUCAGGAAAUGUAAUUAUCGAUGGCUUAUCUGUGGAGAGAAACCAUAUUUUGGUUCGGAUGAAUGUUAUUGGAGGUCCACAUGAGCGUGUGCUACCUCCCAGAACCUUGCUCCAGGGAAAUGAUCCGUAUCCUUGGCCAAUGUUUUCAUCUUAUCCCAUGCCAAACUUCUACAUACCAGAGAUUUCUGUGCCCGAUGACCCUAAACAAGAACAUGAGCUGGUGAAAUUCCUCUCUUCUGAAAGCACAGAAACAAAAACAAGUUGGCUAGACACUUGUAAGAGAUUAUUCUGCAAGACUAUCAAAACGAAACCAGAAGUGUUGUGGGGAUCUGUGUAUGGUGAGCUGUUGGAAAAAUAUGUGUCCCAUCAAUGUAAAAUACCUGCCAGCUGUAUUUUUGAGUGCUCUGAAUAUAAAGAUACGAACAUCAAGAGUGGAAGUCUCUCUUCAUCUCAGCAGCUUGGUGUAAAGUUGGUUAUCAGGUACGGUAGCCAUUUAAAUCUCCUGGGCAGCGGUGGUGAACAAGAUCUUACACAUCUACUGCUGCAGUGUGAGAAUUUCCUUCAACAACAGCAAGUAGUUGUUACCUCUCCUCUGAGGUGUUUGCACAGAGGCUAUUCUGGUCAUGACUGGUUUGCAUCUUCUAUGUUUCUGAUAAUGUCAGGAGACGGUGAAAAAACAUUAACAUUUCUACAGAAAUUUUCCAGUCUCCUAGUCUCAGCAUAUCUCUGGCUGCCACGGCUUCACAUUUCUAAACACCUGCCAACUGAAAUAGCGCAAGCUGGAAUCCACCCGAUCUAUUUCUGCGCUGCUUAUUACAUUGAGAUGUUGAUGAAGGCAGAAAUGCCACUUGUCUUUUCAGCGUUCCGCAUGUCUGGUUUCACUCCCUCCCAGAUCUGUCAGCACUGGCUAAGCCAAUGUUUCUGGAAUUACCUGGACUGGAGUGAGAUAUGCCACUACUUUGCUGUGUGUAUCCUUCUUGGGGUGGAUUAUCAGGUAUACAUGUGCAUAGCAAUAUUCAGGCACCUACAGCAAGAAAUUCUACAACAUACACAAACCCAGGACCUGCAGGUCUUCCUGAAAGAAGAAGCCAUUCGUGGAUUCCAAGUUGGGGAUUAUCUGGAAUAUAUGGAAAGCUUGGAACAGAAGUACAGGUCUGUGGUACUUAAAGAAAUGAGAAACUUUGCACUUGAUUGAAACAUGAAGACUAAGAAGACCACAUAUGGAAAACAGUGUUUGUGUGAAGCGUCUUUCUAAAAUAAUAAAAUAAGAACAUUUGCAUAUACCUACAUUUAUGUUAAAAGCAAUCAAGCUAAGUAUGUGACAUGAUUAUUAUUAAUAUCUAGAAGGAAAAAAAAUGUUUUUCUCUGCAAAAACAACUUCUAGAUUAAACACAAUAAACUUAAAUGGCACAUACUGUAGGUGAUCAACUGAGUAAUUCCUAUGUUAUCAGCAGGAAUAUUAAAAAUAUUUUGUAGUAUUUUUGUACAGUAUUGAUUUGAUAAUAUUUUUUAAUACAUACUAAAUAAAAUGAAUGAAAACAAUUGUAUGUGUUAUUUCUACAUGAUGGGAAAGUUAUCACAUUAAAAAGCAUGUUCGCUCUGAUGACACAUUAUUCAUGUAUCUAAGUUGGUGUGCUGAUUGUACAUAUAAGGCUGCUUGUGUCUCAACACAACAUCAUGAUAUUAAUAACAAAGGGCUGUAUUAUCCCGCACUACCAGUGCUAAUACUUAGAAAUAUGUGAAAACAGUCGAGUAGGUGACUGCAGGCAACCUUAUUGUGUUCCUGCAAUGUGAAUCAUUAUAUAAACCAAAUAAUUGUUGCUGUGCCUGUACCCUUAAAGUUCAUAAUAGUGAUCAUAAAUAAUAAUACUCCAUUAUUUGUGUAAAUCUGUAGUGAAAUAAAAUCAUUCAAACAUAAUCAUUUUUACACGCUUAAUAUGUGAUCAUCUGUAAACAAACUGAAUAUAUCCAGUGCAAGCAAAUAAAAAAUUGACAUGAAA